Molecule: messenger RNA, 669 nt
Organism: Schistocerca nitens (vagrant locust)
Lineage: Eukaryota; Metazoa; Arthropoda; Insecta; Orthoptera; Acrididae
Product: myrosinase 1-like
Exons: 6
Coding region: 1-669 (222 amino acids)
Biological process (GO): carbohydrate metabolic process
Molecular function (GO): beta-glucosidase activity
Source: RefSeq, a predicted model, not a curated record
AUGGGGCCGCAGACGGGGCGGACUCGGUCGCCCGAGCCCGUCCCGUCUGGCGGCGAUCCCCCGCACCCUUCGCUUGAGAGUGUAUUUUUCAUCGAGAAAAGGUUAUUUUUAUUUUAUGUUGGAAAAAAAGGCACAGCCGACUUCUUCGGGCUCAACCACUACACGUCGGACCUCGUCACAUCUAGCAGCGCCGGAGUGCAGCCCUCCAAGACCUACGACACAGGAGUCGUCACGUCGCCUUUCGAAGGUUACCCGUCCGGCGGCUGGGUAACGGAAGUGCCGUGGGGUCUGCGAAAACUCCUCAACUGGCUGCACCGGUCUUACCCCGGAUACCCGUUUUUCAUCACUGAGAACGGGUGGUUGGACCCGCCAGGAGUUCUUAACGACACGGGCCGCAUCCACUACUACAACGGCUACCUCUCUGCUAUCCUGAGAGCCAUCAACGAAGAUGGCGUGCCGGUGAUUGGCUACACUGCCUGGUCCCUCUUGGACAACCUGGAGUGGACGAGUGGCUACACGGCGAAGUUUGGACUGUAUUCCGUCGACUUCAACGACCCCGAGCGAACCAGAACGCCGAAGGCAUCUGUGCCCGUCCUGGCGCAGAUCUACAAGGACAAGGCCGUACCUCUGGACGACUUCGAGAGUGCAAACACAACGCCACCCUCGUAA